AUGAAACGCAAACGAUACGAAUCAACAACAAUAUCAAACAAGAUUUUAUGUCUAAAAAAUGGUUCGAAUGUUGAAGUACAACUUGACGAUGGAAAAUGGCAUUCAGGAAUAAUUCUUGAAUGUCAACUAAGAAAAUAUCUUGUUCAAGUUGAACAACAACAAUAUUGGAUUGAUUUGGAUCUAAUAAGACCAAAUACAAUUGUUGAUCAUAAACGUAGUGUACCAUUUGAAUAUCGUCCCGGUCAAUUUCUUCGUAAUGAAACGAAGUCCAGAAACAAAAUAGUAUCUGAUGAAAAGGUUUUAUCAUCUUUUUCUGAGUCUUCGUCAAUAUGUUCACAAAAUGAUUUUACUAAGGAUUCGAAGCAAAAAAGUCUAUCUCGAACAACCAGUAUAAAUAGCGAAGAAAAAAAAUCACCAUUUGUUUGGAAACCAAAUACAAAUUCAACUAUUCAAACACGUCGAUCAUCCAAAACUAAUAAUUUACCAUUAAUAUCUCCUGAAGAAAAUAUUCUAAUUGAUAAUCAUUGUCGAAGACGAACACUAUCAAAUUCAACUGAAGAAACAUCUAACAAUAUUAAAACUUCAACGGAAGCUCCACUAUCUGAAGUUCUUAUUUUUCGACCUAUUAUUCGUUUUGUUGAAGAAACAACAAAUGAUCAACAAUCUAAUAAUAGAACAUCAUUAAAAUGUAAUUGUUCAAUGGAUGUUGAAAAUGAAAUUAAAGGUGAAGAACAUCAUUCAAAUGGUGAUGAAUAUAGAGAAUCUCUAAUAAAUGUUGAUAUUAUUAAUCAAAUAAAUGUUUCAAAUGAUAGUCGUUCAUCAUCUCGAACAAGUACAGAUAAUCCUUGUAUUAUAAAUCCACAUGAAACAAAUCGAUCAUUCAUUGAACAACAAAUGAAAAAUGAACAACAAAAAUCUUCAUGUUUUCUUGAAACUCCACCACCAUCAUUACCGGAUAUUAAUUUAACGCAAGAAUCAGAAAAUUGUUUGGAUAAACCAUUUCAACAAUUGAAAUCGAAACGUAAACAAAAUCGACCGCAAAGAAAACAAACCGAAUUAAAUUCUCGAGAACAAAAUGAAGAAAUAAAUGGUUUUAUUAAUAAUUUAUUUUUAAAGGAACAAGAUAAUGAAAAUUUAUUGAAAAAAGGGAAUGAAACAUCUGAUCGAGGUUAUUUAUCUGAUGAAUAUAGUGAACCAAUAUCUUCGAAUAAUCAUUUAUUAUCAUUAGAAGAUUUAGAAAAUUUUUCAAUUUAUUUAGAAAAAAAUGAAUUUGAUAAAAAUGAAAAUUUAAAUAAUCAAGAUGAUCAAAUAUUAUAUGAAGAUUUGAUUAAAUUUAUUUAUAAUAAUAAUGAAAAUUAUAAUAAAAUAAAUAAAUAUCGCUUAGAAUAUUAUUAUAAUCAAAAGAAUCAACGCUUAAAUUUAAUAUCAAAUGUAUUGGAAAAAAUUUUUGAUUUAUUCCAUAAAAACAAUUUUAUUUAUCUAUUUCAAUUAAUUCCACGUGAAAUAAAAACACAUAUUAAAUUAUGUUUAAAGAAUGUUUUGUAUAAAAAUUUAAAUAAAAAUGAAAUUUUAACAAAAACUAAACGUUUAAAUAAUAUCCGUGAGAAAAAUCGAAAUAUAAAAAUGAAACGAUCAUCAAUUAUUAAUAUUAAAAAUGAAAAUGAAUCUUUAUUAAUUAAUGAUCAACAAAUAUUAUUAUCACCUUCUAGCCCAUUAACGUGUUUAUCUUCAAAAAUAGUCGAACAAGAAUCAAUUGAAGAAUUAUUAUCUCCAAAUAAUAAUUUAAUUAACUCGAAUCUUAUACAACAAAUGUCUUUUCUACCAAAAGAACGUGAUCUUUAUGAAGUCAUUCAUUGUUUAUGUAAUUUACAAGUUGAUAAUGGCUUUAUGAUUCAAUGUGAAUCAUGUUUGUGUUGGUCUCAUUGUACAUGUGUUGGUGUCACAACAAGCUGUAUUCCAGCAUUUUUUAAAUGUAAUAUUUGCACAAAAGUUGAAAAUGAAUGUACACUACAAUGGUCUAUUUCAUCGAUGUUGGAUGAUGAAACUACAACAUUAUUUUUAAACGCAUCAAUUAACCCGGAAAAAAUUUCUCUUUUUUUAUCAUAUUCUCGUCGUUUAUGGAAUUUAAGAGAACAAAUUAUUGAAUUAAAACUACAGUAUACACCAACACUAAGAUCAUUACAACAUUUUUUAAGAUGUGAUAAUUUAAUAGAAUUAUACGAUUAUGCCAAUAUUAAGUCAGAUGAAUUAAUGGCAAAAAUUCAAGAAAGAGAAAAUAAAAAAAUAUAUUUGGAAUCUAUUGCUGAAACAAUAAAUCAUAUUUUGGAUUCUGUUUGUUCAUCUAUAUCAAGUUCAUCAUGUUUAUCUAUUGAAUUAAUAGCAACGAGUCCAAUUAAAACAAAUAAACUGAAUGAUCAAAUGAAUAUUUUUCUGUGUCAUUUAUCUGACGAUGAGCAAACUCGACAAAUUCGUUUUUUGAUUCAAAAUCGUUAUGAACAUUUAAUGUCUCUUGUUGACAAUAAAAUUCAAAAUAUUCUUAUUGAACAUCAAAAUAUUCAAACUCAAAUGGCAUUUGAAUUUGGUAUAAUGCCAAAUAAUCUAUCAAACAAUCCUUUAUCGUAUGAUACACACGAAUUAACCUUAAGAACAGCUCUUGAACGCAUAAGAUCUUGA
Molecule: messenger RNA, 2673 nt
Organism: Rotaria socialis
Lineage: Eukaryota; Metazoa; Rotifera; Eurotatoria; Philodinida; Philodinidae
Source: the annotation of a GenBank genome assembly